Messenger RNA from Colletotrichum spaethianum, 1656 nucleotides. Its product is annotated as lipase 4. The record is from RefSeq and is a predicted model, not a curated record. The transcript is spliced from 2 exons. NCBI's taxonomy places the organism in Eukaryota, Fungi, Ascomycota, Sordariomycetes, Glomerellales, Glomerellaceae. The coding region runs from base 1 to 1656 and encodes 551 amino acids.
AUGGCUCGGUUGUGUUAUCUGCUUUCGGCGGCUCUGGCCUGUCUCGGGACAGUCGCAGCUCAAGAUCCUACGGUCCAGGUCCUCAAUGGUACGUAUCGAGGUCGUCAUCUGUCGGAAUGGGACCAGGACGCCUUCCUCGGUGUUCCUUUUGCGCAGCCUCCGGUUGGUCAGUUGAGAUAUCGGUGGCCACGGAGUCUCAACUCUUCCUUUAACGGGGUGCGAGAUGCCACCGAGCAAGGCUACAGCUGUAUGCAGUUCAGGGGGAACUUCAACAUGUCGGAGGACUGCUUGACGCUCAAUGUUGUCCGGCCAGCUGGAGAGCACGAGAAACCACUCCCAGUUCUUGUUUGGAUAUUUGGUGGCGGUCUAUAUACAGGCUCUAUUGCCGACCCGCAGUACAAUCUCUCAGGCAUCGUCAAAGUCAGUCAAGACAUGGGCCAGCCCAUCAUUAGCGUGGCCAUGAACUACCGCCUCAAUAUGUACGGCUUCUUGCAAACCCAACAGAUCCUUGCAGAAGGGUCGAGCAAUGCAGGCCUGCUCGACCAGAGGUUGGCUCUGCGAUGGAUCCAGGAGAACAUCGCGGCCUUUGGUGGAGACCCGGAGCGGGUGACCAUCUGGGGCGAGAGCGCUGGGGCGCAGAGCAUCGCCUACCAACUCUUCAGCUACGACGGCCGGGACGACGGACUCUACCGCGCCGCCAUCCUCGAAAGCGGCGGGCCGACCGGAGCACAGGUCCAGAACUUGGCUUACUACAACGCUCCCGUCGAGAACCUAACGCGGUCCGUCGGCUGCUGGACCGCCAAAGACCAACUGGCUUGCCUCCGUGGCUUGAGCCAGACACAACUCUUUGCAGGAAACCCCAGUCAGGUGUGGAACCCGCUGAUUGACGGAGACUUCCUGACGGGAUAUCCAAGCCAGCUGAUUCGCGAGGGCAAGUUCGUCAAGGUGCCUCUCUUAACCGGCGCCAACAGCGACGAGGGUAUCAACUUCAACCCGAGCAGCCCCAAGCCAAACACGGAAGUAGACCUCUUCAACGGCUUCACCUACUGGCGCUCCUACUCGCUCUCGCCGCCGACAAUCCGCAAGCUCUUCGAGCUGUACCCCAACGACCCCUGCACUCAGCCGCCGCUCUCCAUCACAAACUGCUCCGUGUACCCCGAAAAGGGCCUGCAGUGGAGGCGGGGCGCCUCCAUCGGCGGUGACCUGGUCAUGAUCUCGGGCCGGCGCAAGAUGUGCGAGCUCUACUCCCAGCCCGAGGUCGCCCAGCCUGUCUACAGCUACCGGUUUGACCAGCUGCUGUGGAACCGGAAGCCGAUAGAUGGCGUGCAGCACUUUGACAACGUCGCCUUCAGCUUCCAGAACAUCUCGGGCCUGCUCGGGCCGUCUCCGCAGUAUGACAGCCACGUGCGCCUCGCCCGGGCUAUCGGACAGGCUUAUGUCAGGUUUGUCUAUGAGCUGGACCCCAAUCCGCAAGCUGGCAACGGGACGUACGCGAACAGCACUGGGCUGUUGCCGUACUGGCCCAGGUACGACUUGAGUGCCCCGAAGAACUUGGUUCUGAACGUCUCAAAGAGCUUUGUCGAGGAUGACACCUGGAGGAAAGAAGGCAUCGACUUUAUCAACACCUACGAGGUGGCGAGGGAGCUCCUUGCAUGA